UGGGGCGCGGCCGGGGCGGCUCUGCCGGGCACGGCCCUGGGGCUGGCCGGAGCGGCGCCUGGCGGCGCAGAUCAGCGGGACAGCCUGCGGGAGGAGCAUGAGGCCGCUGCUGGACCUGCUGCUCUUCCUGGCCACGCUGCUCUACUCCUACCUGGAGGCGCUGGUGAAGCUCUUCGUGCCCGUGCGCAGGAAGUCGGUCAGCGGCGAGCUGGUGCUGGUGACGGGCGCCGGGCACGGCGUGGGCAGAGCCACUGCCCUCGAGUUCGCCAAGCGGCGCAGCAGGCUGGUGCUGUGGGACAUCAACAAGCACGGCCUGGAGGACACAGCAGAGCAAUGCCAGGAGCUGGGAGCCACCGUUCAGACCUUUGUGGUGGACUGCAGCAAAAGGGAGGAGAUCUACGGUGCUGCAGAGAAGGUGAAGAAGGAGCUUGGGGACGUCUCCAUCCUGGUGAACAACGCUGGUGUGAUCACGACUGCCGACCUGCUCUCCACCCAGGACCACCAGAUCCAGAGGAUGUUUGAAGUCAACAUUCUUGCUCACAUGUGGACCACCAGAGCUUUUCUGCCAGCCAUGAUGGACAACAACCACGGCCACGUUGUGACGGUGGCUUCAGCAGCAGGUCACUUUGUGACUCCCUACAUGGUGGCCUAUUGCUCCAGCAAGUUUGCUGCUGUUGGGUUCCACAAGGCCCUGACAGACGAGCUGGCUGUCCUGGGCAAGGAUGGCAUCAAAACCACCUGCCUGUGCCCGGUCUUUAUCAACACUGGCUUUGUCAAAAACCCCCGCACCAGGCUUGGCAAGAUCCUGGAGAUAGAGGAAGUUGUUGAGGCCCUGAUGGAAGGAAUCCUGACCAACCAGAAGAUGGUUUUUGUUCCAUCUGCUCAACGUGUUGCUUUGCUCUUUGAAAGGUUGUUUCCAGAACGUGCCUUGAAUUUUCUGAAGAAGCUGACUGACGUUGAGUUUGAUGCAGUUAUUGGGCAGAGAAGCACCCAGUGAAACCUGAUUCUCAUUUCCCAGUGGCACCAGUGAAAAGAGAAGGUGUGCUGAGCGUCCUGCAGCUCCUUUGGCUCACAGCAGCACCCAGAGAGCUGCUCCCAGGCCCCCAUUUCCAAGCAUCCCCCAAGGGUUUAUCCCCCAGCUGCAGCAGGGCCAAGCCUGCAGCCCGUGGGGUGUUGCCAGGGCAAAGCUGCAGCUCUGGAGGUCCAAAGGGCUGCUCUGGCUGCACUCACAUCAGCUGUGGUGCUGAGGCAGUCAGGAGCUGCUGCAGAGCUCCUCUUUGGGACUGCACAGCUGCCUGCUUGAGUGCAGAGGGAUGGCCUGAGAAUGGUCUGGGCUCAUCCCUCAGCAAAGAUGCCUUGCAAGAAGCAGUUUUGGUGGCCUCUUUCCCCUCAGUUUGCCUUUUUACGUCUAGAAAUGCUUUAAUGCACACUGAAUUUGCUUUGUGUGAGUACCUGCAAUGCUGCAGCCUCUGAUCUAAUGUGAUCCCUGGUGCCAUGGAUGAUCAGUUUUGCACUGGCACCAUCAACGUGCCUUACUAAGAAUAAAUGCAGAUUUUAUAACCCAAA
Pogoniulus pusillus (Red-fronted tinkerbird) is the source of this 1566-nucleotide messenger RNA. Its product is annotated as estradiol 17-beta-dehydrogenase 11-like. The record is from RefSeq and is a predicted model, not a curated record. Lineage: Eukaryota; Metazoa; Chordata; Aves; Piciformes; Lybiidae. The coding region runs from base 98 to 997 and encodes 299 amino acids. Gene Ontology annotation, molecular function: oxidoreductase activity, acting on the CH-OH group of donors, NAD or NADP as acceptor. The transcript is spliced from 7 exons.